AACUUUAAACUGCAACUUCUAGUAGAAGAACCCAUUAAAGCAGCUGAGAAGAAAGAGGUUGGUUAGUUAGCUCAAGAUGGCCAAAGUAGAGGAGGAAGUCAUUGAAGCUCACGUCAAACAACUCCUUUCUCGUAUGACUUUGAAAGAAAAGGUCGGCCAGAUGACCCAAAUCGAGCGCCAGGUCGCCACCUCAGCUGCCAUUAAAGAUCUCUCCAUCGGGAGCAUAUUCAGUGCCCCGGGCAGCUUGCCGGUUAAGAAGGCUUCUCCGUCGGACUGGGCGGAUAUGGUAGAUGGGUUUCAGAGGUCAGCGCUGGAGUCGAGGCUUGGCAUCCCCCUCAUAUAUGGGACUGAUGCGGUUCAUGGGAAUGGUAAUGUGUUUGGUGCCACCAUAUUCCCUCACAAUGUUGGUCUUGGCGCCACUAGGGAUGCAGAUUUGGCUCGAAGGAUUGGUGUGGCAACUGCUCUUGAAACCAGGGCCUGUGGCAUUCACUAUACUUUUGCUCCUUGUGUGGCUGUGUGCAAAGAUCCCAGAUGGGGAAGAUGCUACGAGAGCUACAGUGAAGACACUGAAAUUGUAAGCAAGAUGACUUCCAUUGUUUCAGGCUUGCAGGGGCAGCCACCCCAGGGAUACCCAAAGGGCUACCCUUUUGUAGCAGGAAGAAACAACAUUAUUGCAUCUGCCAAGCAUUUUGUUGGAGAAGGGGGUACAGAGAAAGGUGUCAAUGAGGGCAAUAAUAUAUCCUCUUAUGACGACUUAGAAAGGAUUCAUAUGCGCCCUUAUCUAGACUGUAUUUCUCAAGGAGUUUCCACUAUUAUGGUGUCCUAUAACAGCUGGAAUGGACAGAGACUACAUGGACACAGUUUUCUCCUCACAGAAAUCUUGAAAGAGAAGCUAGGUUUUAGAGGAUUUGUGAUUUCUGACUGGGAUGGAAUUGACCAACUUUGUGAACCUGAAGGUUCAAACUAUCGUUUAUGUAUUUCGUUAGCCGCUAAUGCAGGAAUAGACAUGGUCAUGGUUCCUUUCAGAUAUGAACAAUUCAUUGAGGAAUUAAUAUAUCUUGUGGAAUCUGGGGAGAUACCAAUGUCCAGGAUAGAUGAUGCUGUUGAGAGAAUACUAAGAGUGAAGUUUGUUGCUGGUCUUUUUGAACAUCCCUUCACUGAUACAUCUUUGCAGGACAUAGUUGGUUGCAAGAUGCACAGAGAUUUAGCACGUGAAGCAGUUCGGAGGUCAUUGGUUCUUUUGAAAAAUGGAAAGGAUCCAAUGGAACCUUUUCUUCCCUUAGAAAGAAACGCUAAAAGAAUACUCGUUGCUGGAACUCAUGCCGAUGAUCUUGGAAAUCAGUGUGGAGGGUGGACAGCUACAAAAUAUGGUAGCAGUGGAAGGGUAACAAUUGGGACAACUAUCUUGGAAGCUAUUAAGAAGGCAGUUGGAGAUGAUACAGAAAUCAUUUAUGAGAAGUAUCCCUCGACAGAGACCUUAGCACGGCAAGAUAUCACUUUCGCAAUUGUAGCUGUUGGUGAAGCUCCAUAUGCAGAAGGCAAGGGUGACAAUUCAAAGCUUGUGAUCCCGUUGAAUGGAGCUGAUAUCAUAAGCUCAGUUGCUGACAAAGAUAGAUGUUCUGGAAGACCCUUAGUUUUAGAGCCCUGGCUAUUGGAAAAGAUAGAUGCUCUUGUUGCUGCCUGGUUACCUGGUACUGAAGGAGAUGGAAUUGCAGAUGUUAUCUUUGGAGAUCACGAUUUCGAGGGCCAGCUCCCAGUGACAUGGUUUAAAAGGGUUGAACAGCUGCCUACGAAUGCUGGAGACAAUUCAUUUGACCCUUUAUACCCUCUUGGCUUCGGGCUGGCAUACAAUAAGGAGAGAUGUUAACAAUAAAUAAUUUGUUACUAGGUUGUUCCCAAGUCUAUGUUUAUUGAACUUGUGUAAGCAGAGCAGACCAGAUAUUCAUGAAUGAAUCCCCCUUGAUGCCAAAUAUGGAGUUAUGGGUGGCUAGAAUAAGGAAGAAAAAAUCUACGUCUGUUGUUGGGUGUAGAGAUGGUUCAUAAGUGGGCUUAUUUCUACACAGAGGGGUGUGCUGAUAUUUGAUUUACCUAGGUUGGGCUUGUACAAUUGAGCCUAUUAGGUUGGAGCCCACUCCAGGCCAAAUGCAAAUCCGCCU
Molecule: messenger RNA, 2156 nt
Organism: Prunus mume (Japanese apricot)
Lineage: Eukaryota; Viridiplantae; Streptophyta; Magnoliopsida; Rosales; Rosaceae
Biological process (GO): glucan catabolic process
Molecular function (GO): beta-glucosidase activity
Source: RefSeq, a predicted model, not a curated record